Messenger RNA from Cannabis sativa, 1922 nucleotides. RefSeq lists its product as uncharacterized. Bases 129 to 1715 code for a protein of 528 amino acids. The transcript has 10 exons. Gene Ontology annotation, biological process: IMP biosynthetic process. NCBI's taxonomy places the organism in Eukaryota, Viridiplantae, Streptophyta, Magnoliopsida, Rosales, Cannabaceae. The record is from RefSeq and is a predicted model, not a curated record. Gene Ontology annotation, molecular function: N6-(1,2-dicarboxyethyl)AMP AMP-lyase (fumarate-forming) activity.
AUUGUGUUCACAAAACCUCAGUCCACUCCAAUACAAAGCCUCCUAAACCCUUCACUCUUCACACUCGUUCCGCCUCACACCGGUGGUCAAUCUCUCCUCCGGUGCCCUUCAAAACCAGAGCUUCAGCCAUGGAUUUGGGAACCUCUUCUCUUUCUCUCAAUACUAUCCCAACUAAAUUUCUCAGACCCAUUCACUCUUCAACUUCAUCUUCAACCCUCUUUCUUCUUCCUCAACCUCGGAACAACCCAUUUCCUUUGAAAGCAACUCUUAAAGAAUUCAACAUCACCGCAACACAAAAGAAGAUGUCCAGAGAACUGGAGUAUUCGAAUUUGACAGCUUUAUCGCCUUUGGAUGGUCGGUAUUGGGGAAAAGUCAAGGACUUGGCUCCUUAUAUGAGUGAAUUUGCCCUUAUUUAUUAUAGGGUUUUAGUUGAGGUCCAAUGGUUGAUAAAACUUUCACAAAUUCCAGGAGUGGAAGAAGUGCCUAGCUUUAGUGAUGAUGCUAGGUCUUUUUUGCAAGGUGUUAUUGAUGAAUUCACAGUAGAUGAUGCUUUGGAGAUAAAAAAAAUUGAGAGAGUUACAAACCAUGAUGUCAAGGCAGUGGAAUAUUUCUUGAAACAGAAAUGCGAGUCUCAUGCCGAGAUUGCAAAGGUGCUUGAAUUUUUUCAUUUCUCAUGCACAUCUGAAGAUAUCAACAAUCUUGCUCAUGCAUUGAUGUUGAAAGAAGCUUUGGACAAUACCAUAUUACCUGUUGUUGAUGAUUUGAUUGGGGCAAUUGGUAAAAUGGCUGAGGACAAUGCUCAUAUUUCGAUGCUUUCUCGCACCCAUGGACAGCCAGCUUCACCGACAACUUUGGGGAAGGAAAUGGCGAUAUUUGCUGUUAGGUUAAGUAGAGAAAGAAGGGAUAUUUCUCAGGUUGAGAUAAUGGGGAAAUUUGCUGGUGCCGUUGGUAAUUACAAUGCCCAUCUUGUUGCAUAUCCUUCGAUUGAUUGGCCCCAGAUUGCUGAAGAGUUUAUCACAUCUCUUGGAUUGAGUUUCAAUGCGUAUGUUAGUCAGAUUGAGACACAUGACUAUAUGGCGAAAUUGUUUCAUGCAAUUUAUCGACUUAACAAUAUAUUGAUUGAUUUCGAUCGAGAUAUAUGGGGCUAUAUCUCAUGGGGUUACUUUAAACAAAUAACUAAGGCUGGAGAGAUUGGAUCUUCAACUAUGCCUCACAAAGUGAACCCAAUUGAUUUUGAAAAUAGUGAAGGCAAUCUCGGUGUGGCUAAUGGAACUCUUUCUCACUUGAGUACAAAGUUGCCCAUCUCUCGAUUUCAGCGUGACUUAACCGAUUCAACGGUCUUGAGAAAUAUGGGUGUUGGAUUGGGACACUCUCUUCUCGCAUAUAAAAGUACACUCCAAGGAAUUACAAAACUUCAGGUGAAUGUUGCUCGCUUGAGUGAGGACUUGGACAAUUGUUGGGAGGUGCUUGCCGAACCCAUCCAAACUGUAAUGCGAAGAUACGGUGUUCCUGAACCAUACGAGAAGCUCAAGGAACUUACACGAGGACGAGCGGUUAACAAGGAAAGUAUAAGAGAGUUCAUUGAAGGUUUGGAGUUACCUAAUGAAGCAAAGACAGAACUAUUGAAACUAACCCCACACAGCUAUGUUGGAACAGCUGUUGAUUUGGCUCUAACCACUGAGAAAGCUGUGAAAUUGGUCAAUGGAAAGUGUUAGGAAUUUUCAAUUUGUUGUUUAUUUAUAAUAUUUUUUAUAACAUUGAAAACCAAUAUAGAAGCAAAAUGUUGUACCAAGGUUCAAACAAGGCUCCACUUGUUGAUGGUGGAAUAGGCUUUGUGCCCCCUUUUUGUCUUUUGAUUUAUCUCCUCUCAUUGAAGAUAAAACUGAAAAGGAAAAUAAAAGUUGAGUCUUUUUUAGACAUAA